AAGUCUAUAAAACGUGCAGAGCUACAGCAAACCGUAUCCGACUGAUUAUCAUCACACGUACGACACUGUCACUAUUCCUGUGGAGACUACUAACUAUGUCUUCUGUACUCCUAAUAUUUUGCUGCCUCCUUGGUCUGGGGUCAGCCUGGAACCAACCGAGCACCUGCUAUAUUAGGAGCCAAUGCUCCAGUGAAACUGAGACACAGCUAACAAAGAUUAGUGAAUCACUUCUAUCAGAGCUGAAACACAUUCGUGAAGCACUGGAAACUAUUGCCGACAAAUUGCUGGAUGCUGAAGGAAAUGCAAGUGCACCAGUAUCAACUACCAGCAUGCCAACAGCAGCCACAUCAACCAUGGAAGCAACAACUUCCACUACCAGUGAACCAACAGCAAUGAUCACAGACCCACCAACUACUUCUGACAUUUGCGGUGGACCAGGAUGGACGAGAGUGGCCUACAUUAACAUGACCGACCCCAACCAACAAUGCCCUCAAGGACUUCAACUGACAGACUAUUCGAUAAGAUCAUGUGGUCUUCCACUAACGACUAUUGAUGGUGGUGUUUGUGAAUCUGUUAUGUUUCCAGUAAGUGGUGUCCAAUACAGGAAGGUGUGUGGGAGAGCAAUAGGUUAUCGGUGGGGAUUCAACAACGCAUUUGUUGGAUACCAUACUGCUGGUAGGAAUACUAUCGAUGUUGCAUAUGUUGAUGGACUCAGUGUCACGCAUGGGCAAUCUCCGCGCACACAUAUCUGGACGUUUGCCAGUGGUCGUUUUAAUGGAACCAGUGGUGACGGUUUCUCUGAUUUGCGCUGUCCUUGUGAUGAGGGGAACACUUAUGGUUCUCCUCCAUUUGUGGGAAAUGAUUACUUUUGUGAUAGUGUGGUCAAUGAUGUACAUGGUGGGUAUCGUUUCUAUCCUGACAAUGCACUGUGGGAUGGUCAGUCGAGCCUCAACACAUGUUUCAAUAACAAUAAUCCUCCGUGGUUUACGAAAACUCUAUCAACUCCAACUACUGAUGACAUUGAGCUACGAAUGUGCUUCAAUAAUAACGGCGGAACUACUAACAUGGGACUUCAGCUCAUGGAAAUAUACAUCAGUUGAAGUGAUUGUGAAGGAAUAAAUGAUUAAUUUUUGCUGAGAACUUUUAGCAUAUUAACUAAUAAGUUUAGCGUGAGAACAAAUAAAUGAACACUACAAGUGAACACUGUCUAUAGCAUUCUCGUAUUGUAGACUAUAACUAUAAUUAGUUUGAGCAAAAGAUCAAAGAAGCCAGAGCGCAACCAUAGAUCUUA
Halichondria panicea is the source of this 1291-nucleotide messenger RNA. RefSeq lists its product as uncharacterized. Bases 96 to 1100 code for a protein of 334 amino acids. The record is from RefSeq and is a predicted model, not a curated record. The transcript is spliced from 2 exons. NCBI's taxonomy places the organism in Eukaryota, Metazoa, Porifera, Demospongiae, Suberitida, Halichondriidae.